GCAGUCAGCAGGCGAGAUGUUGGAAGGUACCCGUGAUUGAUUCGAGGCGGCGGUGUGAUCAGGUGGAAAUCGGCUUUAUUUAUAGGAAUGAUUGGUAAAGAUAGUUAAAUAUAGAGACGCGACCAGGAUCAGGAUGGUGUCGUGGAUUAUUUCCAGGAUGGUGGUCCUGGCGUUCGGGACCCUGUACCCAGCGUACUCCUCCUAUAAGGCGGUGAAGACGAAAAACGUCAAGGAGUAUGUGAAGUGGAUGAUGUACUGGAUCGUGUUUGCUUUGUUCUCUACAGCUGAGACGGUCACAGACAUGUUUCUGUCCUGGUUUCCGUUUUAUUUCGAGCUGAAGAUCGCCUUCGUCGUCUGGCUGCUCUCGCCGUACACCAAGGGCUCCAGCGUGCUCUACCGAAAGUUUGUGCACCCCACCCUGUCCAACAAAGAGAAGGAGAUCGACGAGUACAUCACCCAGGCCAAGGACCGCAGCUACCAGACCACCAUGCGUUUUUGGAAGAGGGGGCUGAACAUCGCGGCCACGGUGGCGGUCUCGGCGGCCGCUAAGGGUCAGGGCGUGCUGUCGGAGAAGCUGCGCAGCUUCAGCCUGCAGGAUCUGACGCUCAUCCAGAACGAGGAGGAGCUGCUGGAUGGUGUUGAUGAGACCCACGCUGCUGCUACGCUCCCCCGCGCCAAAACACGCACAGCACGAGCCCCGCCCAUAACGGCAGACAGCGAAUCACAGCUCAGUUCCCGGCCUGAUGCCGACCAGUCUGAUAGCCGGACGGAGCAGUCGGAGGAAGAUGCUGCUGAUAAAAUGAUCAAGAGGGCGCCGAGCGUCAGAGCGGCCAAGAAACCAGCCGCUGCUAAGACUGAGGUGACCAAGACGGUGAAGAAACAGCCGAAGAAGAAGAGCACGGCUACGAGCAACACCGCCGAGACGCCGCCUUGAGAUCCAGAGUCCCACACACACACACACACACACACACACACACACACACACGUCCAUGCUUACAGGUUCUCGAUCAUCUACAUCAUUAUGGUCCUCCUACAUCCCAUAAUAUGCUCACUUAGCCCGUAUGCAUGAGCCACCACCAUCAUAGUAUCUCCUCAGAUCCCAGUUCCCCCAGUUUUAGGACGUCACGUCUUCCAGUCACGGGUCUGGUUUUCUUUUCUCGGCACGUAGGGCGCCCCCUGUGGGACGUUUGGCGGAUUUCAGAGCUGCGAGCACAACUCUGACCUCACUUGCCGCCGCCGCCGAACAUCAUCCGUCACCACGCCCGGAACUGUCGUCGAAAAUAGUCCUCACCUCGCGUUCCUCCCCUCAGCCUCGCGCGGCUGACCUCACAUCUUAACACGUUAGGUUUUAAUCGGGAUUUUAGCCUCAUAAUAAACGAUUGUAGCUUAUCAUCGGCCUGCAUCGGAACCCUAACGGCUCAGGCCGGGCAGUUCGGCUUCUCGUGAAUGUGUCGGUGUACUGGCGUCUCCGAGUCGCCCUUCUACGCUCGGAAACGCGGCCUGUGAGCCGCACGCAUGUCGUUUUUAUUCAUUUUAAAUCAAUAAAACGCUGCUGUCAGGA
Trichomycterus rosablanca is the source of this 1561-nucleotide messenger RNA. RefSeq names its product receptor accessory protein 2 (gene reep2). The record is from RefSeq and is a predicted model, not a curated record. The transcript has 8 exons. NCBI's taxonomy places the organism in Eukaryota, Metazoa, Chordata, Actinopteri, Siluriformes, Trichomycteridae. Gene Ontology annotation, molecular function: taste receptor binding; microtubule binding. Gene Ontology annotation, cellular component: endoplasmic reticulum membrane; cytoplasmic microtubule. The coding region runs from base 134 to 934 and encodes 266 amino acids.